AUGAGCACACCUAUCAAGGACACGGAUGACCAAGUUCACACCAUUGAUAAGAAUGAAAUUAGGGAAUUGAAAGCCUGGCUAGCCAAAUCUAAUUGCCAACAUUUGUUACAAAAAUUUAUCGACAAUGGUAUCACAGUUGAUCUAUUACCUGAGUUGGAUUCAUAUUGUUUGAAAGAAAUUGGUGUGGGCAAAUUAGGAGACCGAUUACGAUUAGAGAUCGCUAUAAAUGCAUUGAAGGCUGAUAAUUUGAAAAACUACAUCGAUAUUGGUGAGUUGUAUAAACGAUUAAACUUGGAAUUGGUUGCCACGACGCCAACUACAGGAAACGACAUCUACAAUGUGAGUUCCGUUAACUUAACAGGAUCCAAUAGUGAGGCAACCUUACCACAGCUAAAUAGUCAUAAUUUGAGUAACUUGAAUAAUCAACUUUCACUGCUGCGACUGCAAGUGCAACUACAACAACAACAACAACAACAACUACAACUACAACAACAACAACAACCAAGUACACCCAACAAGGAUUCCAAAAAGACAAUCACUUUCAUAUUACAAGAUGGAAGUGUUAAGCGAGUCAACAUAACUGGAUGCUUCAAUGCACAGGCCAUCAAACGAAAGAUUGCCAAAAAAUUGGGCUUCAAAUCACACACUAAUCAGUUUGACACUUAUAUUCAUUCGCCAUUUAACGAUUUAAGAAACAAAGGUGUGCACGGCACCAACUCCUCAGUUGUUCUUUUGUAUGAUGUUGAGUUGGUGACAAUUUGUUACUCUCCGGAUCGAAUGGAAAAGCAUAGGAUCAUAUUGGUUCCCAAGGGAGAAACGCCAACAAAAGCAGCUAUUGAAACUUCGAAUUUAAUUAUGCAAAAAUAUGAAGGAACCAGUGAACGACAAAUAUCACUGGGACAAGGAAAUGCGGCGUUGUCAUCUUCAUCAACAGAUCUUGUUAAUACAAGACCCAAUAUGAGAAACUUUUUUGGACAAAGACCGCCUAGUGAGUUAAUUUCAUCAAAUUUGGCAGAGUAUUUCCCCGACACAAAACAAAAGGAUUUGGAAAAGACCGUGAGAAAUUCAGUUCGACACAGUGUGAGGUUAAGUAAACGGCUCAAUUUACCAAUGGGUACAUUCUCCUCCAGUUCAGUGGCAUUGAAUCCAAGAGCAUCAAUGAUGAGUAACUCUACUGGCUUUAUGUCACACCGAACAAUGAGUAUAUCUUCAGGUGAUCAAUUUGGAUUUGGUCAUGUUGGUCCUGGUUUUGGUGGGCUAAGAAGAGAUCAUCUUCCUCAUCGAACCGUUGGUGAUAUUAUGGUGAAUAACAUAUCUGCAAUUGAUGAAGCAGUUGUCACUAAUGAUACAUCUAGUAUGUUUAACAAACCUGCAAAUCAUUUUCAAAACCAGCACCAAAUGUCUGGAUUGGGUGCCCAUGUCUCCUCCACUUCACCUCCAAUGAAUUCACAAAUUUCACGAGUAACCUCGCACAACCAGGAUGCUCGAUCUGUGAUUAGUAAUGCUAGUGGUAGUGCAUUGCAUCGGAUAUCGUAUUGUCUUCCCGAAUCCGAUCUUGAAGGUAGUCAAGCAGGGAAUGGUGGUGAAAACCGUCGACAUUCCACUAUACAACUCUUGGAUGCUAAUAUUUCCGAUGAUGAAGUGGACGAAAUGGAUGAUGAUAUUAUUGAAGAGUUGGACACAAAUGGAUUUGAGCAUGGUGUUCCCGAGAAUUGGUUAAAAGGAGCCAAGAUUGGAUCAGGUAGUUUUGGUACUGUUUAUCUUGGUAUGAAUCCAUUCACUGGUGAAUUAAUGGCAGUUAAACAAAUACCAUUGCAUACCAAUAAGCUCAAGUUGAUGGAAAACCAGCAAAAUAAACUGUCGCAAAAAGUCAACAUUGUGGAAGGUAAAGAAAAAUCUCAUCAUCAUAAAAGCGAUCACCAUCAUCAUCAUCAUGACAAUAAGAGUGCCCAGAAAAGCAAUGGUAAAGACACUCCAUCGAGAGCAACUACUCCUGUUUCAGCUACUUUUCAACUGCAGCAGCAGCAGCAGCAUCAACAGCAACAGCAACAGCAACAGCAACAGCAACAGCAACAGCAACAGCAACAGCAACAGCAACAGCAACAGCAACAGCAACAGCAACAGCAACAGCAACAGCAGCAACAGCAACAGCAGCAACAGCAACAGCAACAGCAACAGCAGCAACAGCAACAGCAACAGCAACAGCAACAACAACCACUGCAGCAGCAACAACAAAAUUCAGAAUACCCAGCACCUCCCCCAUUACCACAAAAGGAUACAUCUACUCCAACACCCAUUCUGCAACGGAUUGCCGAUCAGGAGAGAGAAAUGAUGUUACUAAAGGAUUUAAAUCAUGAGAAUAUAGUUCGAUACUUUGGUAGUUCGAGUGAUGAGAAUUACCUCAAUAUCUUUCUUGAAUAUGUGCCUGGUGGCUCAGUACAAACAAUGUUGAAUUCAUAUGGACCAUUUGAAGAACCAUUGAUUCGUAAUUUCAUAAGACAAGUAUUGAUUGGGUUAAACUAUCUCCAUGGAGAAGACAUUAUUCAUCGUGAUAUCAAAGGAGCAAACAUUUUGAUUGAUAUAAAAGGUACUGUUAAAAUUGGUGACUUUGGAAUAUCGAAAAAAGUUAGUACUAUUGAUGAAGAAGAUGAAAAUUUGAAAAAAACAGGUAAAAGAGCAUCAUUACAAGGUUCAGUGUUUUGGAUGGCACCAGAAGUUGUUAAACAAACCACGUAUACUAAAAAAGCGGAUAUCUGGUCAGUUGGUAGUUUAAUUGUUGAAAUGUUCACAGGUAAACAUCCAUAUCCUGAAUUGAGUCAAAUGCAAGCAUUAUUUAAGAUUGGUAAUCAUAUACCACCAACAAUACCUGAGUGGUGUACUGAUGAAGCAAGAGCAUUUUUGGAAAAGACAUUUGAAUUACAUUAUUCAAGGAGACCUCAUGCUAGUGAAUUGUUGAAUGAUCCAUUUUUGAAUGCAUUGAUUAUGUCGAAGCAGUAA
Lodderomyces parapsilosis is the source of this 2997-nucleotide messenger RNA. RefSeq names its product mitogen-activated protein kinase kinase kinase (gene STE11). Bases 1 to 2997 code for a protein of 998 amino acids. Gene Ontology annotation, biological process: protein phosphorylation. Gene Ontology annotation, molecular function: protein binding; protein kinase activity; ATP binding. NCBI's taxonomy places the organism in Eukaryota, Fungi, Ascomycota, Pichiomycetes, Serinales, Debaryomycetaceae. The transcript has a single exon. The record is from RefSeq and is a predicted model, not a curated record.